Molecule: messenger RNA, 957 nt
Organism: Mesorhabditis spiculigera
Lineage: Eukaryota; Metazoa; Nematoda; Chromadorea; Rhabditida; Rhabditidae
Source: the annotation of a GenBank genome assembly
AUGGUGUCGUAUAUGGUCAGAAUUCAACCAAUCCUACUUCAACAACCGCGCGAGCAAGCGCUGAUCGUCGACCAAGUGCCACAUUCGAGCGACACAAAGCUGGCCCUGCACGAGUGUGACUUGCGCGAUUUAAAGGCGGUGGCCAACUUUGCUCAGACAUUCAAGGAAAAGCAUCGGCAGAUCGAUCUUUUCAUUGGCAACGCAGGCGUGCUGCAUCCGAGGGAUUCGUGGACCGAUCACGCCGCAGUUGAUGGGAUGAACGUGAACGUCGUUGCCCAUGCUGCGCUAAUCGAGAUACUGCGCCCAGUGCUCGCCCGGGACCAUCGAGUGUUGCUUAUGGGCUCAUGUUGUAGCCAUGCCUGCCUGGCGACGAAUCGAAUCAAGACUGAUUCCUCCUUCCUCUACGACGCUCAUGGUCCGUAUCAAGCCUACGCGUUCUCGAAGUUGCUGCUUGCCGUCUACGGCGAGAUGCAUGCGCAGUCGAUGCACAUCACCCAUCCGGGCGCUACCCUCUGCGUCGUCCACCCGGGCGUCGUGCCGAGCGCCUUGUAUCGAAAGACGAAUCCGUUAACCCGUCUCGCCAUUGGGUAUAUGCUGCCGUUGAUCGCGAGGAGCGCUGAGGAUGCGGCCAUUCUUUCCCUGCAUACGGCUUUUCGCGAAGACGUCAAAAGUGGCCUCUACUUUGAAGAUGGUCAGCCGACUUCAGUUGGACGGGACUUGGAGAAAGCUACAAAGAUGGCUAUAAUGGUAAACGUAAAAAAAGGCGUGAUGAUCACGUGCGACCCGGCGAUGCAAAAGCUGCUCGUCCAUCUCGAUGAGACGCGAGCGCUCGGCAGCCAAUUCAUUGUAAAGGAGCUCGACGAGACACACCUGAUCGUCGACAAGGACAUCGUCCCUACGAUUGAGGCCAAGAUUGACGAGCUGAUGGAGCAAAUGAACCCCGAGGCCACCGAGAAA